CGUGCGCAGUAAUACCCCACCCACACAGACGCAGACAGAUACAAUCUGACUGACUUGUUUAUAGUCAUCCACCUCCAUUGUUUUCACUCCAUGGUGGUGUAAUUCCGCUGGAUUCUGACGGCGGCGGGAAACUGCUGAAGUUUUGAAAUUUAAACCGCUCCAGAGUAAACCGACAAAACAACGGAGCGGGCCGGCGGGCUCAGCAAUGGGAUGUGUUGCCGCUUCAGUCAAAUCACUCGGUGCCUGGCGUUGAGGAAGUCGGUGAUCCCGCGGCUCUUGCCCGUCACAGAAAGUGCCCCUGUCCGCAUCUCGGAGUAGGACUAGGACAAGGCCCGGCCCGGGGCGAGCGAGCGGCGUGUCCGGAAGGCCCGGCCUGGGGGUGGCGAGGAGCCUGCCCUAAGCUCACAGACGCUGCACGAUGCCGAUCUGCAAGUAUUUCCAGGAAGGUCGCUGUCGCUUCGGGGACAGUUGUUGGAACGAACACCCGAGAGGCGCCGGGCGUGGACAACAUACUGCGGCCUACAGAGGAAACUGGGGAAAUCCAUUCCAAAAACAUCAAUCUAAUUAUAUCCAGCCAUCAACAUUUUACAAACCGGCAUCAUGGGGAGGAGGUGGCAGGGAUGUUGAUAGAAGAGGAUUUGGAGGUGCAGAAACGGGGAAGAAAGCAACUUCAAGCUCUGGAGGCUUUCUGCAAAAUAGAUUUACAGGUCUUUCCAGUGAUGAUCAAGAUCGUGAUGUGGAAAACCUACUGGAAAUAGUAAGAAAAGACAUUGAAGCAUGGGAAAUCUCUGGCCAAUGGUUAUUUUCCUGCUACUCUGUUGCCAAGGAAUAUGCAUGUGUCUCAGGUCUUGUGGACAUUUCCCCAGAAGAAUUGCGAUUGGAAUACUAUAACAGUAGAGCAGGAGGCAGCUUGUCAAAUUACGCUGACUCCAUUAGACAGUUAUCAAAUCAACAGAGGAACCGAAUGCUUGAAAUUAAGAAACCAAAUUCAUCUGUAAGAAGUUCAAUGAGCGCUGAAUUGAGAAAGCCAAAUCAACAGAAACCUGCAACAGGAUUUGGUGGAAUACAAAAUUCAACCUUUGGCUCAUCCGGUUUUGCCUCCAGCUCUGUAAGCAGCAGCUCAUUUAGCUUCAAACCCAGUGUUGGAUUUGGCAAUACCACAACAACAUCACGAUUUGGAAAUUCUUCAACACCUCUAUCAGGAUUUGAAACCAAACCAGCUGCUUCUUCCUCAGUGUUUGGAAAUUCAUCAACGUUUGCACUUAACACUUCCACACCAGCUUCAGCCUCUGGUGCAUUCGGUGGUUCUGCUACCAGUUCAACUCCAAAUGCCUCAGUGUUUGGAAGUUCUGCUCCAAUUGGAAGUAACUCAACAAUGGGUUCCCCUGGUUUUGGGGGUUCUGCACCAGCCCAAGCACCAACAUCCUCAGCAUUUGGGAGUACCGUAACAACAACAGCAACAAAUGUUUUUGGGGGAAAUGUAAUUGCACCAGCAAAUUCUUUUGGGAGCAAAGCAACAACAGCAACAACAAAUGUUUUUGGGAGUGCUGCAGCAUCUGUAUCUCAGUCCCAGAACAUUCCGGUUGGCAAUAAUCCAGUCAGUGGAAAUGAUAAAUUGUAUACACCUCGGACAGAACUCUCAGCAGAUGACUUACAAGAAUUUGAAGCAAAGAAGUUCACUUUAGGAAGGAUCCCUUUAAGGCCACCACCCGUCGAACUUCUAAAUGUGUAAAUUUGACUAAGUAAUAAUUACAUUGAUUACAUGCCAUCAUUCUUCUUUUUAGACUAGAAAUUAUGCUUUUGAAUUUAUUUUAACUCUUGGUAGAUCCACUAUUAUCAGCAAUAUUAGGGAUUUAACAUUGUAGUAAUUUAUUGGAUAGAUUAUUAUUUCUUUUUCUCCCAACACUUUUCAUGCUUUCUUCAAUUUCCCCAACUAAAAAAAAUUCACAAAAAUCAGUAAAUUGCAUGGCUCUGUUUGGUAAAACUGAAAUAAAUGCACCUGUAGUUAUUUCUGUACCAGAAAUAUGUGCUGUUCUGAUGGAGGUGUGCAGAGUGAUAAAUGGUUCAUUUGUACCAGUGACUAGGGGGGAAGAAAGUGAAUAUAUUAAUGAUUAAUGAAUGUUGGAAGCACUGAAACUUGGAGUUAUAAUUUGCAAGGUGCAAAUUUAUUGUAAGCAGAAAAGAUAUUAAUUUCCCUUAGCUUAAAGUCCGAAUUUUUCUUGAGCUGCCUUUUGGAUAAAUUAUUUCAACAGGAAAGAUUUGUAUGCUGUAUACAACUUACUGUGUUUUUUUAAAAUAAGCUUAAAUGCAUUUUUUAAUUUCUUAGUUUAUUUAACUAUCUACAGUACUGAUUGUAAUUGUUCUAAGAAAUACUUUUAUUUUACAAAAACAUGGUAUUUUAAAUUUCAUGUAUAAAUAUGCACAGCAGGAGUGUUUUCAUUUUGAUACAUCCUAGGAGCACAGAUUGUCUACUUAUCCCCAAUAAAAUGUUUACUAUAAUUUGCCUGAGUUGACCUUUAUAUAUGAAAACCUGAUAGUCAUCCAUUCUCACAAUUCUUGUAUUUUUGUACCUUUUUUAAGCCUUAUAAUUGUGAAAUUGAAGCUUAUAUAGUUUUACACGUUCAUUCUUGUGACUCAAAUUAUUACUUGAGUGCUAAUUCUAAAUCUUCAUUUUAGAAAGGAAAACCAAGUUAUUUAACAUAUUGCCAGGAAGUCUCAAAUCCCUUCACAAUCAAUGAAUUACUAAUGGUAACUGAUGUAUGAGUGUUCAUCUAUUGUAUGCAGGGUUUGUUUUUUGCUCGUUUUGCUGCUUUUAGUACUUUUAUGUGAGCUAAUUAGCAAAUCAAAAUAAAGUGCCAAGUACAGAA
Messenger RNA from Rhincodon typus (whale shark), 2867 nucleotides. It is a transcript of the gene nup42, whose product is annotated as nucleoporin 42. NCBI's taxonomy places the organism in Eukaryota, Metazoa, Chordata, Chondrichthyes, Orectolobiformes, Rhincodontidae. The record is from RefSeq and is a predicted model, not a curated record. The transcript has 7 exons. Bases 419 to 1732 code for a protein of 437 amino acids. Gene Ontology annotation, cellular component: nuclear envelope. Gene Ontology annotation, molecular function: metal ion binding; nuclear export signal receptor activity.